AUUAUGCAUGUCAAUUACGCGCAGCCGAUCGUUCAUUGAUGAGCGAUCGUGCAGUUGGUCCUUCUUCCUUCUGUUCAAUCAUGUCGAACAAACCUCGAUGUCUAGUUAGAGGUUCAAUCAAUGUCGAUGAAUUCUUCCAUGUUCCUAGUAUAGUACAACCCGGUGAAACGCUUUCCUCCACGCACUACGAACGCCGCUCAGGAGGUAAAGGGGCUAACCAAGCUGUCGCCGUCGCCAAAGGCGGAGGCGACGUUACUCUUGUUGGCGCCGUAGGAUCCGACGGGAAUUGGGUCCUGGACGGCUUGAAGCAAGUUGGCGUCGAUAUAAGCUCCGUCUUCGUUACACAGGAGGAACCUACAGGUCGUGCUAUCAUUCAACUUACACCCCAAGGCGAGAACUGCAUCAUCUUACACCGAGGUGCUAACUACACUCCAAUCUCAGAAGAAGCCGUCCGCUCUGUCCUCUUCACCCACUUACUCCUCCAAAAUGAAAUCCCAUUCGCUUCCACAUUGUCGGCCCUAGCACACGCCCAUCGAUCUGGAGCAACUACACUCUUCAACCCAUCUCCCAUACCGUCCGUCGAGCAACUCCGAAUAUUCCCAUGGUCCCAACUCGACUGGUUGCUUGUAAACCAAGGCGAAGCUCUGAGUCUGCUGAGGGCUUUCAACUCCCAAACAAACGAGUCCUCUCAGAACUCACACAUCUCCAUCGACAUUCCGUCAUCAUGGCCUUCACGCCCAGAAAUUAGGGCGGCAUAUCUACUGUUACAUCGUCUACGUGCUAAUACUGCGUUCUCCCCGAAGGUCAACCUUGUUUGCACCCUGGGUGGACUCGGGGUAUUGGCACUGCUGAACAGUGGCGAAGGUUUGUACGUUCCUGCUGCGAAGCUGAACGGGCCUGUCAAGGACACCACCGGAGCAGGAGAUUGCUUCACGGGAUAUCUGGUAGCUGGCCUGAUGGAGGUCGAAACUGAUGGUCGGAUUGAAAGUCUGGCAAAAGAUGUAGUGGAACGGAUCCUCCGGAGGGCCAUUGAGGCUGCGGGUAUUUGCGUCCAAAGACCGGGCGCUACAGAAAGUAUCCCCUAUCGUACUGAACUCCCCGCCAUAGAGUAGAAAUCUCGUGAGCCGAAAAACCCGACUUCGGCGUGCAUUACGUUAGUACCAGAGCGACGACCAUCACAAUAAUGACAUGCUCACUCGGGAAGUGUUGACCAGGUAUCUAACUCCCACCGUCCUUCAUUGCAACGUCACGACAGUCUCUGGACGGUUUUCUGGACCUGACAACAUCAAUUUGAAAAUUUGAAGGUAAGCAAGCUGAGAAGACAUACCAGUGUCCAAUGCAUUCUUCCGCAGCGCAGCCGGGUAAUCCCUUCAUGCUAGCAUACGAUCGCUCGUAAAUGACAUGCACGUCGAAAUAACUCUCCAUGCCUCGACCGUAGUAGUUUUGAACCUCGGACUUCGCAGUCGAUCAACAUUUGGCACUUGGAGGGGAACUUUUCAGCUCCAUCCCAUAAGACGCCACUACACGCAGGAUGGAAGCCGGCACCAUCCGCUGUCAAGGUGAAGAUAUCUCGAUGACUACCCCGUUGAGCCUACCCUGCAAUGAUCGCCUCUCUUCCUCAGAAGUGCGUGUUUGGGGAAAAGUGAGAUGUUGGAGUGGUGUAUCGCCUGUGGUAGACAGAGUUGUCUCUCGUCUAUUUGCUUCUCGUAGAUUCAUAAGCACUCGUGCACUUAAUGCUGAAUGCAGCACGCGCUGAAGGCU
Messenger RNA from Somion occarium, 1761 nucleotides. Lineage: Eukaryota; Fungi; Basidiomycota; Agaricomycetes; Polyporales; Cerrenaceae. The record is from the annotation of a GenBank genome assembly.